GCGCGGAACGAUGACGUCGGCGGGGGCGCGCAGGCCGGCUGUGGCAUGAGGAUUUUAUGGAGAUUACAUGGAUGCUGUGCUAGACUAUUGACAACUACAUGUUUUGGAACAGCUGCCUCGAAUACAUCAUUUCCAACAGCUUGGAAGCCAUUGGCACAACGUUUUGACAGACUCCCUGGACUUUUUAUAGAGGUUCAAAGAAAUAGUUCCUUUAGGAUGCCUAAAACUGUAGAGAAUAAAACUGAUCCUGAACUAUAUUCACCACAUCCUGACGUACGUGGCAUGACAAUACUUGACAGAGCUGCUUUCAAAAAAACAAUUACUGUUCCUGUUCUCAAGGUGAAAAAAGAAAUCAUAAACAGGCUGUUGAAAUCUCUGAAACACAUGGUGAUGCAGCGGGCGGGUCUGAAACGAGUGACUGAUGAUCCAGAAGAUGAACACCAUAAACUUGUUUUGUUGGAUCCCCAUAAAAUGUCAUCAGAAGGUUCCCUGGGAGAAGCUGACCGAAAAAUAUUAGAACAGUUUGAUAUUAUUCCUGAACUAUCCAAGCAUGAUGUGGAAUUCACUUACGACUUUUUCAAGGCAGAGGAAAUCUUCCAAGCAGUGCUCCCAGAAGGCCAAGAUGUCACCUCUGGAUUUAGCAGAGUUGGCCAUAUAGCUCACUUGAAUCUCAGAGAUCAUCAGCUGCCCUACAAACAUUUGAUCGGCCAGGUUAUCAUUGACAAAAAUCCAGGAAUCACCUGUGUAGUAAAUAAAAUCAACACCAUUGAUAAUACUUACCGAAAUUUUCAAAUGGAGAUCCUAGCUGGGGAGACCAACAUGAUGACAAAGGUUAAAGAAAACAGCAUCCAAUAUGAAUUUGACUUCUCCAAAGUGUAUUGGAACCCACGCCUGAGCACAGAGCACAGCCGCAUCGUCGACCUGUUAAAGCCGGGGGAUGUUCUGUUUGAUGUUUUUGCUGGGGUUGGACCUUUUGCCAUCCUAGCAGCCAGGAAGAAGUGCAGAGUAUUUGCAAAUGAUCUAAACCCUGACUCCUACAAAUGGCUUCAGCACAACUGUAAACUGAACAAGGUGGACAGAACAAUACAAGUCUUUAACAUGGAUGGCCGGGAUUUCCUCAGGGGGCCUGUGAAAGAACACCUAACUGAAGAGCUCUCGCUUUCAACAAAAGAAAAGAAAAACUCUCUACAUAUAGUCAUGAAUUUGCCAGCUUUGGCUGUUGAAUUUCUGGAUGUUUUCAAGCAUCUCUUAGACGGGGAGCCAUGCAGCUCCAAUCUCCUUCCCACAGUGCACUGUUACAGCUUCUCCAAACACGAUAAUCCUGCCAAAGACAUUCAAGACAGAGCAGAAGCUUUCUUGGGAACAUUCUUAGAGGGACGCUGUUCUGUUCGACUGGUGAGAAAUGUGGCACCAAAUAAGGAAAUGCUGUGCAUUAGUUUCCAGGUCCCAGCUGAUGUGCUGUACAAGAGGCAGUGCCCUCCUGAAGUGAGUCCAGAGGAACCGGCCUCUAAACGUCUGCGCCCAAAUGGAGAUUCUUCUGAAGAAAAAUCAAUCAGUUGACAAGAGCACUGACCAGUCCUUUGUCAUUAAUUCGUGGAAGACAUGGUAAUGCAGGUUGGGUACCUCUGGCCUUCAGGCUAAUCAAGGCAGGCUGAGUUCUUCCUUAGGCUAAGACAAUGCAGCGUCCUAAUGCAUAAAGUGUGCGUUGCAUCUUUCUUUUGUGAACAGCCUGCUCCCUGGUGGCUUUUUUGGUUUUUUUUUUUUUUUUAAUUCCAGCAUCAAAGCAAUGAAAUCAUUUAUUUUAUUGCACAGGAUAUUAAACUUUAUUUCCUCAUUUUA
Molecule: messenger RNA, 1839 nt
Organism: Gavialis gangeticus (Gharial)
Lineage: Eukaryota; Metazoa; Chordata; Crocodylia; Gavialidae
Gene: TRMT5
Product: tRNA methyltransferase 5
Exons: 5
Coding region: 46-1560 (504 amino acids)
Biological process (GO): mitochondrial tRNA methylation; tRNA N1-guanine methylation
Cellular component (GO): cytoplasm; mitochondrial matrix
Source: RefSeq, a predicted model, not a curated record